AUGACAUAGUCUGCAAAAAUGCGCGAAGCUGUCGUUAUUCUCUAUUUUGCUGGUUUCUUGUUAGGAAAAACAAACGGAAAUGCAAUACUCAAAGCGCAACCGAAAAUUGUUGGAGGACAAUCAAUUGACAUAAAAUAUAGGCCUUUUAUGCUCUCUUUACAUAAUUCGUAUGGAUUUUUGUGCGGUGCUAGUAUAUUAUCUAGGACAUGGGCCAUUACUGCUCUCCAUUGUCUUGUCUCAGUAUCAUCGACACAAUAUUACGUACGAGCUGGAUCGAAUAAAGCGAAUAAAGGUGGAUCUGUACAUAGAGUGACGAACAUUCACAUAUACAAUGACACAUAUCGCUCUUGGUUCUCGAGAUUGUUACAUCAUGAUAUCGCACUUAUUGAAGUAAAACCACCAUUUCGUUUUUCGAAAACCGUUCGACCAGCUCGUUUACCAAGAUCAAACCACGAAGUACCUCGUGAACUAUUAGUUUGUGGUUGGGGGGAUAUAAACGAAAAAGAAGAAAGUCCUCAAACUCUUAUGGGCGUUUAUAUUCAGCACGUUCCGUUCGAAACUUGCGUUAAUAUCACUACUUCAUACGCAAUACUUGUCAAAGAUGACUAUCAUUUAUGCUAUGGAACUCAAGGAAAAGAUGCGUGUUUCGGAGACUCUGGAGGACCAUUGGCUAGUAAAAGAACAAUUUACGGCAUUGUGUCUUUUGGUCGUGGAUGUGGAAAAGUAGCUGGCGUUUAUGUCAAAGUCUCGUAUUAUCGAGACUGGAUUAAAGCUGUUACUAAUUUAUAAUUAAAAAUAUGCAAAUAUAUACGUUUCAAUAAUUUUAUUUUUUUGUUCACAAUCUGUCAUUUUCAGUAAUUUUUUCAUUAUCUUAAUUGAUAACUGUUAAUAAUAUAGCUAAUGAUAGUUAAUAAAAAAGAAUUAGAAUUGGAUAAAAGUAUGACUCACAAAUUCAUAAUUUAAAAAAUGUAAAGAAUUAGUAUUUUAUUGUUUCUCAUAUGUGCAGCAAGUUUAUCUAUAAAUCUCUUUUAAAGUUAUUCUGUUAAUUUUUCCUUUUGCAUUUAAGUUGGCAAAUACACACAAAUAAAACUGAGAAGAUUAUUCGACACAUUACGCCACUGAAAGCCUCGUGUUCUUAUCCGACAGGUUGAAAGUAUUGUUUUCGAGAGAAUAGGCACAAAAGGCAUAUCGAAUCACGGAGUCGUGAACCCUUCUACGUUCAGGUUCGGUGCGUGCAGGAAAUUCACCACAUACGCGUGCUGCGCAAGAGUGUCGCGCACGCCCGCACGCGGCACACGUAGCACUCGCCCGUGCAAUGCUGAAUAAAAGGUGUACGUGACUACAUAAUGUACGCAAUGAAUAUUUAGUUUUACGUGAUAACGAUAUUUCUUAAUGAUAUUGGUUGCUUUUGCACAUGGUCAUUAAAAAUUAAUGGAGCUGCGUUAAAUUAAAUAUGAAAUAUAGUGCCUGUAAAAAUUAAGCAACAUCAUGUAUAUAUUUUUACGGUGAUAUGAUGGCGAGAUGGUACAUUACUUUUGAGUAGAAAACACAAAAAACAAUGUUAUAUGUAUCGGAAAUAUAACACACUAAUACUUGGUACAAGAAUUAUUAACCAAAAAAAGAUGCUGUUUUAAGAUUAUUCUAUUAUUUAAAAUCGCUUAUAUACUAACAAUUCCAGCAUUAAUACGUAUCAAUAGAGAAAGAAUGGUUAUUUCUCUUUCUAAUAUAUGUAAGAAAACAUAGGUAUACAUAUACGUUUAUUGAAGAAAACAUGAAGAUAAUAUUCUGUGUUUUUAUAGUUAUAGAUAUGCAAAAUAAAAAAAUUCAAUUAUGUAGUUUUGUAUUUAUUUUCCCGUAAUAUAUAUUUUAAAUGAUAAAAAUGAUAAAAAUCAUGAAAUACGGAAAAUAACACACGUAUUCCAAUAUUCGCUGUUUAGUCGACCAUGCACAUUUGCUACUUUCAAGCUACUAUUUACCGGGAUGACUCAUGUGUGCUUUCCUGCGUGAAGCGAACCUUUGCUAGUGUUUUCUGUUCGCGCUUCCAAGGGUCUUUAAACUCCCCUGCCACGUGCAAACUAUUAAGUGUCUCCGUAGAAGACCGUGAGAAGACCGCGCAUUAUCGUAACGGGACAUCCGUCACAUUUGGAUAUGAACAUACACCGCUUUUGCAUACGGGCAUUGAGCUAUCAAUUUCGUUGGAGACACGGUUUAACGAUAAUAAUUAACUUUCGGAAAUGACGUAUUGCUAAUUGACAAUAGCAGCGGAUCAGUAUUAUAAAUAGUUUUUUAUAUAGCGAUAUGCUGUAUUACAUAUAAUGUGUGUGUCAUAUGUGUGUAUUUAGAAAUAAGUCUACUAAACAUUUGUGGCACGUAUAUUAUCUUGAAUUAAUAUUGCUUAUAUGAUGAUGACAUUAUAUGUGUAAAUAAAUCUCGAUAUAAUAUAAAUAUCAACAUAAUUUGCAUUACCAUUUAAAUAUAGCAUAUCCUGUUGCGGUUUUAUCUUGUGACAAUGUAGCCACUGUUAUCUCAAUGACGUAAUAUUUGACGCACAUAAUUUUUUUUAGCAACAUGACAUAAAUUUUGAUACAUAGGUUUUUUUAGUGAGGUAAGAGCUUAAAUUUAUGUAAAGAAAGGGAUUAAUGUGCAAAUUUAUUGCACAUUAUAUACAUGCAGAUUAUAUAUAUGUAUUUUGAUACAAAUUAUAUGAUUUGAUAUCACGGAAAAAUUAUUAUAAUGCGAAAUAUGUUUUAUUGGCACGUAAUUAUAACUGUGAUUUUUUUCACAUAAUAAUAGUUUUAUUAUUUAAAAGUAAGAAUAAACUAUGUACAAAAUUUGCACUUACCCAUCCGUUGGCGCAGGAAAAAUUUUAUUACGCCAGAAUUUCUUCAAGAUUUUACGGAUUUUUAGACACCAAGCACUACUACAUUUGGGACUACAGUAUUUUUGUACAGUACUAUUUAUUUGAAUACUUUCAGUGAUAUCGUGAUAAUCUACUAAUUCCCAAUUUGUAUCAUUUAAUAUAACAGGCAUUUCUUCAUGUGCUAUUGAAAUGUACGAGUUCUGCGAAUUCGCAUUAGAAGAAUAUGAUAUCCUGGCGUCAACGUAAUUCUUCUGUCGCAAGUAAACAUUGUCCACAACAUCCGAUUCAAGAUGCUUAUCAGUCAUAAUCGAUAAAUUUCUAUUAGUUAAAUAUUCUUCUUUACAAAUAGUGGAUAAUUUUUUUAUCUCUUCAAUAUUUGUUUUAUUAUUUUUAGCGCAACUUGGUGAAAAAUGCUUCUUCUGAUGAAAUUUUAAUUUUAUGACGGAAUUGGUUAACAUGAUUGAAUUCUUUACAGUCUAUUUAUAAAUCAUUUUGAAUAUAUCCUUGCCAGUCUUCAAUUUAUAAGACUUUUUUUUAAGCACGAACUUGUAUAAACAACAUAUAUUUGCACAUAUAUGCACUGCUUUGAUACGUCAUAGAUUUUACUUAAUACCAUCACUAUCUUUAUGAUAAUUUAUAAAUGUGCAACAUAAUUGCGAUUUGUUGCGAAUAUAGAAAUAACGUUUUAUCGUAAACCAACGUCGUUCAUUUAGUACGCGAUCCCUACGAAGGAAAAAGUGGCACUGACCAGUUUCUAUACUACCAAGUACCCACGCUCCCUAACUGGGGAUUCCAACUGUGCACGCAUAAACGAAGAGAAGGGAUGUAUGCAUUCACACUUUCUUUCUUCAGUUAGCGUUAAAAUAGCAGAUUUUUUUAGAAAAUAUAGCUGUUAUUAUAAUAUUUUAUUUUUACAUGAUUUAUUAGCCUUGCAAAAUUAUUAAAUAUACUUUUUAACUUAUAGUAAAAGUUUUUAAAAAAUUACAGUAAUGUAAAUUUAUUAUACAUUAAAACAUUACAUGUUAUAAGGAUUGAGAUUUUUUAUCGCCAGUAAUACAAAAUAAGAGACUGCUUAUCGACGAUAACUGACCAAAAUUUUUUAUUAAUUAAAAAAAUUACAUAAUGGUUUGAUCUUGAUUUUAGGUCCUUAUCAAUUCGAAUAUAAUCUGACAAUUUUAAUGAAAAUCUGGAUUAGAAUCAGACUCAAGACACGUACGAAUUUUCUCGUACCUUCCAUAUUGUAUCGUACUUGAUAAUGACUUUAAAUUUAGGUUAAAAUGUUGUGCAGUUUUUUAAUUAAUAAAAAUUUGUUAGCCAGUUGUAGACCAUAAGCAUUCUCUUAUUACAUGUUAUUUUAAAAUAUUAUAUAAAUGAUGAUAUGUCUGUAAUAAUAAUUAAUGCCUUAUCUUAAAAUUAAAAUAAUAAACGUGGAUGUAACAGUUCGAUUAGAAGAAUUUUGCUAAUGCGAUCAACAUUUUAUUGCAAAAUGGCCCCUUAGAAUAUAUAUUUUUAACAAUAAAAAUAUCUGUUCUAAAAAAAUUGUUUGGCAAACUUCUUUAAUAAAACUCAGCUGAAUAAAAAAAAAAACGAUUUUUCACAAUUCUUUACGGUUUUUGUAAAAUCUGUUCCUAAAGGAAAUCUGUUACAUUAUUCCUAAGAGAAAUCUGUUACAUUGUUAUAUUUCGGAUGACAAUAACUUAGAAGUCGAACAUUUACGGCGCAUACCUGGCACUAACCGGACGCAGCAUUUCACAUCAUUUAAAUCUGGGACUACACAUUUUUUAACUUUUUAACUUUGGACAUUGAAUUUAUUUUUGAGAGAAAAAUUAUAAAUCACAAUGCAUAUGUAACGUUUUUUAAAUUAUUGAUUUCUUGUUCCUGAAGAUGAUUUCCAGGUAAGUCGAAACGUUUGACUCAUAUUGUAAUUAUUCUUUUGAUUACAUGUUUGUAUACAAUUAUUUGUCAAUUAAGUUCUUAGGUUGGUCUAGUUAUUUUGUUACGCCAUUGCAUAAUAUUACUAAGUAAUAGCUAUAUAUCAUUUUCAGACAAAAAAUUGUAAUAAUUACUAGUGCGAUGUAAAUUCUUGUGAAAGACGCAUAAGAAAUAAAGGAAAUUCCUAAGGCUAAUAAAGCAAUUUUUUGAAUAUUAUUUAAAUAUCAAAGCAACAUCCCAUUCAAUUCUUUAAUCAGAAUGUCUAAUGUACAUAAAUAUUUAUUAUAUGAUAAUUCUUUACAUAAAAUGUCUUUUUUGUUCCAAAAAAAAAAUAAAA
Monomorium pharaonis (pharaoh ant) is the source of this 5129-nucleotide messenger RNA. Its product is annotated as trypsin delta. NCBI's taxonomy places the organism in Eukaryota, Metazoa, Arthropoda, Insecta, Hymenoptera, Formicidae. The record is from RefSeq and is a predicted model, not a curated record. Gene Ontology annotation, biological process: proteolysis. The transcript has 5 exons. The coding region runs from base 19 to 789 and encodes 256 amino acids. Gene Ontology annotation, molecular function: serine-type endopeptidase activity.